GACAUCCACUAUGGCCGCCAUGUUUCCUCGCAUCAGGAAAUUUGUAAAGCAAAUGGUCAUAUCCAUAAUUGUGUUUCAUGGAAGCUAUGUCAUCAUCCGCCUUACCAGCAGUGAAAAGCGUGAAUUGACGGCAAAUUCGUUCUAUCUCUUCGAUGUAUCCCGCAGCCCUGUUUAUGAACUGAUCCUUCUCAGCCAGCUCACAGGAUUCGUUUUUUACGGCGUAAUGUUUUUCGACUUGUGGGGGCUAUACGCUACGUUCAUCUGCAUCGCUUGCAGUCAACUGGAGAAGCUGAGGGCAAAGCUACUGGAUAUCAGACAGAAAGACGACGUAGCAGAGGAGGACUCCGGUGCUGAGACUGACCAAGAGGAAGAGGAAGAGGAACAAGGACUAGUACAAACCUCUCAGAGAGUAUUUCUUCACAUGCAAAAACAACUGAAUGACUGCAUACGUCACCACCAGCAGAUAAUUCGCUUCAUGAAUGCAAUGGAAGACACGCUGAACCCCGUGCUGCUUGGCCUAUUCUUCAUCGCAAUGACCAGCAUCUGUUUAAGCGCCUUCUCCAUCGUCAUGAACCUGGGGGACGCCAUGCCAAUUAUCCAAUCGGCAGUUAUUUGUGGCGCCAUGAUGUUCCUCCUGUUCGCAUUCUGUCGUCUUGGUGAAGAGCUCACACAUCACGCAACCAGCAUAGGAGACGCAGUUUGGAAUAGCAACUGGGUAGGAACUCCGGUCUCUUUCCAGGGCUGCCUCAUUUUAAUCACUGCUACAGCCAACAAGAAGUUCUGCCUCACAGCUGGGAAAUUUGUGUCUGUAUCCAACAACACUAUGGUCAAUAUUUUCAACCAGACAAUGUCAUUCUUCAUGUUUCUCCUCAAGAUGAAAGACAGGCCUAAUCUAGAUCAACAUCAGGAAUCAACAGCAACCUAACACAGGUAACACAACAGCAGCCAUUCCCAGCAAAGCAAAAUUUUCACACCAAAGUGCUGAAAUCCCCAUCCUUUCUGGUAGAACAGCCAGCUGCCUUCAGAUUAUACCUAACACCUAGACGUAAACGCAAACUGAGAUGAACACAUCUGGGCUCCAAGCAAACGAGCUGCACAACAAAUAAGACGGAAGAGGGCAAGGAUUAGAGACAGGAGACUGAGAUCUGCUUGAAAGAAUGGGCAGUCAAGUUAUUUUGGUAUAUACAGAAGAAAUGUCUUCAUAAUAAAGUCUGAAAACAGCUCAUAUAGCAAUACCAUAACAAACGUGGUAAAUGAAUAAUUUUUCCAACCAGUAUUCAUAACAAUCCAGCUACUAAAGUAAUACUGAGUUA
Messenger RNA from Zootermopsis nevadensis, 1313 nucleotides. Its product is annotated as 4-vinylanisole receptor. Gene Ontology annotation, cellular component: plasma membrane. The record is from RefSeq and is a predicted model, not a curated record. Gene Ontology annotation, biological process: detection of chemical stimulus involved in sensory perception of smell; sensory perception of smell. Gene Ontology annotation, molecular function: odorant binding; olfactory receptor activity. Lineage: Eukaryota; Metazoa; Arthropoda; Insecta; Blattodea; Termopsidae.